AUGAAUGAGCCCUCCGUGUUCUUGGUGUUGGGAGUCCCCUUCUCGCCAUUAUCUCUGCAGCGUGCUGGCUAUGUGAGAGCGAAGUCGGUGGUCAUUUAUCAGAGGGAUGUCACCAAGUGCACAGACGCAGCACUGGUAGACUCGAAGGCCAUCUUUGCACAGCGUCUGGUGGAAGCGCUUCUCCAUGACGCAGGUAGGACAAACGUGCCCGUGAUCAUGCACAUCCACCUCGAGGUCAACACAGAGCUCAUGACUGAGACCUCUGAGCCCAAGAGAGCCCAAGGAUUGCUUGAGAUGCUCGAGUCCAAACGAGGGGAGGAGGAAGAGGAGGCAGCUGAAGAUAGAUGUGGGGAGAUCAGUAAUGAUAGCUCGUUCUUCAUGGGCCCUGCACCUUUGCAGGAGCCAGGGGCAUCCACUCGCGUGGUUGAAGCUGAGGUCAUGUUCCAGCCUUCGCUAGCUGCUGUCAUCGAUGAGAUGUCCAAGGCCGCCUUCACUGUGGUCGAAGUGCCUCCCAACUGGCGCGGGCUUACCUUUGGCCAGCUCUAUAGCUUUAUGAUGCGCAAGCGGAACAUGAUGCCCAUGGCUCUCCUCCGCAAGACUACUUCGCAGGAUGCCUUGGACUUCAUUGAUAGUUCCGUGGAGAGUCGUCGCGUCGAAGAUCCCGAAGAGAAGAUCGAGGUGCUGUACGGCAAGGUGUCCCAGAUGGUGGAGGACUGGGGCUUUGGUGGCUUCUGA
This is a messenger RNA of Symbiodinium pilosum, 735 nucleotides long. The record is from the annotation of a GenBank genome assembly. NCBI's taxonomy places the organism in Eukaryota, Dinophyceae, Suessiales, Symbiodiniaceae.